CACCCUCUCCAGAGCCCAGCAUGUGUGACGGACUGAUGGAGAAGUAUGUGGCUGCUAUGGUGUUGAGUGCAGCUGGAGAUGCCUUGGGGUUCUGCAAUGGGAAGUGGGAGUUCCUCCGGGAUGGGGAGAAGAUACACCAGCAGUUGGCCCAGCUGGGCGGCUUGGAUGCCCUAGAUGUGGGAAGGUGGAGAGUCAGUGAUGACACAGUGAUGCACUUGGCCACGGCAGAAGCUCUUGUGGAAGCUGGGAAAGCCCCUAAUUUGACUCGACUGUAUUACCUCCUUGCUAAGCAUUACCAAGACUGCAUGGAAGACAUGGAUGGCCGGGCACCAGGUAAUGCCUCGGUGCACAACGCCCUGCAGCUGAAGCCCGACAAGCCCAAUGGCUGGAGGAUUCCCUUCAACAGCCAUGAGGGCGGCUGUGGGGCUGCCAUGCGGGCCAUGUGCAUUGGUCUCAGGUUCCCACACCCCAGCCAGCUGGACACACUGAUCCAAGUGAGCAUUGAGAGCGGUCGGAUGACCCACCACCACCCAACAGGCUACCUGGGGGCCCUUGCAUCUGCUCUUUUUACAGCCUACGCUGUGAAUGGCAGACCACCCUUGCAGUGGGGAAAAGGACUGAUGGAGCUACUACCAGAAGCUAAAAAGUACAUUGUCCAAUCAGGCUACUUUGUAGAGGAAAAUUGUCAACACUGGUCCUACUUCGAAACCAGCUGGGAAAAGUACCUAAAACUUCGAGGGAUUUUGGAUGGAGAAUCAGCCCCUACCUUUCCGGAGCCCUUCGGUGUGAAGGAGAGGGAUCGGUUCUACACCUCUGUGAGCUACUCUGGCUGGGGCGGCAGCAGUGGGCAUGAUGCCCCCAUGAUUGCCUAUGAUGCUCUCCUUGCUGCAGGAGACUCCUGGAAGGAGCUUGCCCACCGAGCCUUUUUCCAUGGUGGAGACAGUGAUUCUACAGCUGCCAUUGCUGGCUGCUGGUGGGGAGUUCUGAAUGGUUUUAAAGGAGUGAGUCCCUCCAACUAUGAGGAACUAGAAUACAGAAACCGGCUGGAAGAGACAGCUAGGGCUUUAUAUUCUCUUCGAUCAAAGGAAGACGCUGUAACUUCCCUUUAGGGAGAUGUGAUGUUUGUUUCUGAUGGAUUCUUCUUUUGUGUAUUUCUUUUUCUGCUAUUUCUUUUCACUUUUUCCAAAGUCAAGAGUCUUAACCUUGUACUCCGGGAAUUUUGAGAUAACAAGUCCCUUGGGCACCUUAAGCUCAGUGUUUUCAGGCUCAUCCCGUUCUAGAAUCUAUCCCUCUUCUUACACCAAAGAGUCUAGCUCAGUUGAUGGGGUCAACGUCUCCCAAGUAAAAAAUCUCAUAACCUCUUAUUUGAGUCUUCAUUUUCAUCAUCUACUUAUUCUAAAAGUUUUUUCUGUUUGUCUCAAAUUAGGUUCACACAAAGCAGACUCUGAGACAAACAUCUGAAUGUAAGCAGUUUAUUUGGGAGAUGAUUCCAGGAAAUACUGGUAGGAGAAUGGGGAAGUGAGACUAGGAAGGGAAGGGAGCUAGUACAAGGUCUGUUAAUGAGCAGGUUUGCACUGUGGGCAGUUGCCACUCUGCCAUCUGAGUCCUAGGCCUAAAGCAGUCCUCAGAGUUGCCCCAUUUGAAGGGCGAGCAAACCUGCGGUAUUUAUUCACUGACCUCCAUCUGCCACUGGUUGAGGACCACUGCCAGGGAUGCUAACUACCUGGUACUUCUUGGCUUGCCCUUUGUACAAGCCAAACCUGAAUGUCUUUGGUAAAAACUCAAGAGAUACUUACAGGGGCAAGCUGUAAGGGGCAUGGGAACAGUGAGGGAUAUAUGUGGAGUCCUAACAAUAUCUGCCAGACUGGUCUACCUCGUAAAUACACUCUAAAUCUAUCACCUCUAUUACUUUCUUGCACUGAGGAUUUUUCAGCUGGAUUUCUGCCAUCCAAGCUGCUCAAGUCUAGGGAGAUGCUGCUCUGAGCUGCUUCUCCAGACUCUCCUCAUCAUGGCAGUUAACACGUUACCAAUUUUAUUACGGUCUAUUUGCUUGUUUGUAUUUUUUCUAGACAGAAGCUAGCACAGUGCUUGGGCAGGCAAUAGGCAUUAAUCAGUAUCUACUGAGUGUUAUGAAAUAGCCUCCUAUCUGGUGCUUCCCUCAUCACCCUCCAGAGUUGUCUUUAUGAAUUACAAACCGACCAUGCUAAACUAAUCAUGGUCUAAUUAUGUUCCAAUGAAUACAUCACCCUUUCUUCAUCUCUUGAUGGUCUUCCCUCUCCUUGUCUACCUGAUAAAUUCUUACUUGUCCUUCAAGACCCAA
Saimiri boliviensis boliviensis (Bolivian squirrel monkey) is the source of this 2320-nucleotide messenger RNA. It is a transcript of the gene ADPRH, whose product is annotated as ADP-ribosylarginine hydrolase. Gene Ontology annotation, molecular function: ADP-ribosylarginine-[protein] hydrolase activity; magnesium ion binding. The record is from RefSeq and is a predicted model, not a curated record. NCBI's taxonomy places the organism in Eukaryota, Metazoa, Chordata, Mammalia, Primates, Cebidae. Gene Ontology annotation, biological process: protein de-ADP-ribosylation.